AUGUUUAUGCUCCGCAACGUGAGCAAAUUCCUCUUUGGGGAUACUUCCAAGGAAGCUAUCAUCGAGAUUCCGCAGGGCCAGCUCUACCUGGUCCGUCCUCUCUCUCCAAAGGGUUACUCUGAAUUGAUCUUCAAAGACGCGGCCGCUACCAUCCGACGGACGGGUCAGGAGUUCCAAUACCAACUGGUGAUUCAGAGGGCGUACGAAGAAGGUGAAGAGGAGCUUGCAGAGGAGGAGGACGAACAGGGCACGACAGGCGCCCUCGACAAGGACGAAAAGGUCUUCCUUCUGGAUCAGGCCCUGCGCUUCCGCUCUGUGGUGCGCGAAGGUGGUGAGAAGGUCCUCGCGUGGAGGGAUUUGAGUGGUGACCCGGGCGAUCUCUACGAGUUCGUUUGCGAUUCAUCGGUCUCUUCGGACAAGGUUGCAACCUUUGAGCUUGCUGCUGUCCAGUGUCAGUACGAGAGGAAAUACCGAAGGAGCGCGCAGAAAGCGACCGAGCAGCAACUGAAGGAGUUCUAUUUCGAGGAGGAAAGCCCCAUCCCGUCAGCCAGUCCCGUUGGCUCCCCUGUCGCGCCGACAUCCGCAGAGUCUACAGCAGCCAUGGCAAAGGACGUGGAGUACGCCAAGGCUAAGGGCACAUUGAAGCCUUCUACAACGGAGGAGCCCACCGCAGCGCCCCCAUCAGCCUCUGCACCCGAGGCGAAAGAGAUUCUCGCAAAGGAGAAGGCAGAGUUGCACCUCUUCGACUUCCCCAGCGGUACAUUCAUUCUCCAAGAUCCCGAAGUGGUUGCAACCGUCUCAGAGAUAGGGACCUGGCAGUACUGGCUUCAAAUUAGUGGCAAGGAUAGAGAAUGGCUGGGACAACCUGUCGUCGCCGAUAUCAACCCCGUCUUCAACUUUGAGUAUCUCUCCUUCAUCUUCAAUCACUACACUGAAGAUGGUUCUGCCUACUCGUGGCUGCUGCGGUUCAGGGAUCAGCCAACAGAAGAGAGGUUCCAGGAAGGUCUGAUGCAGGCUCUGUGGGAGCAACUGAAUGAGAUGAAGUGGGUCAAGGUCAAGGAGGAUGAUAGGGACUACGUGUUGGAUGCCUUCCAAGACCUCACCAUGGAGGACUCGCCGCCUGAAGGAGGCGAGACUGCCGAAGAGGAACAAGAAGAGGAAGAGGAGGAGCAAGAAGAAGAAGACGAUGCUCAGCGCAGCGAACAUUAUGACACCGAUGAAGAGCAAGAUGAUGUCGUUACGCGCCCCGAUGAUGGAAAUGUCAACUCGCAGCUUGCUGUCGGAUAUAAGCACGAUAGAUCUUUCGUCGUCCGUGGUUCGAAGAUUGGUGUUUUCAAACAUACUCCCAACAACAACUUGGAGUUCUCGACAAACAUCUCGAAGGUGGAGACGCCAAAGGGCAAACUGUUCAGUCCCAAGAAGGUCAUGCUGCACAGUGAAGAUUCGAAUAUGAUUCUCCAAAACGAGGAGGAACCGAAUACCCUUUACCGGAUGGAUCUCGAAUACGGAAAGGUAGUUGAUGAGUGGAAAGUCCAUGAUGACAUUCCAGUGACAACGUUUGCUCCUGAGAAGAAAUUCUCGCAAAUGACCUCAGAACAGACGUUCCUCGGUGUGUCCAACAAUGCCCUCUACCGGAUUGAUCCGCGUCUCGCAGGGAACAAAUUGGUCGAAGCCAACCUGAAGCAAUACGCGAGCAAGAACGAUUUCUCUGCGCUGGCUACGACUGAGAAGGGCUACAUCGCUGUCGCUUCGAACAAAGGAGAUAUCCGUUUGUUCGAUCGACUUGGAGUCAAUGCCAAGACACACAUCCCAGCUCUUGGAGAACCCAUCAUCGGUCUCGAUGUUUCUGCGGAUGGUCGCUGGGUGCUGGCUACUUGCCGCACGUACCUGCUGCUCAUUGAUGCACUGCAGAAAGACGGCAAGAAUGAAGGCAAGCUCGGCUUCGAGCGGUCCUUUGCAAAAGACUCCAAGCCCCAGCCCCGUCGCCUGGGUCUGCAGCCUGCACAUGUCGCCCAGUUCCAGCACGAGACCAAGCAGCCACUGGCCUUCACACCGGCGCGCUUCAACACGGGUGUCGACUCGACUGAGACGUCUAUUAUCACUGCCACUGGUCCAUUCAUCGUGACCUGGAACUUGAAGAAGGUUCUUGCCGGGAAGAAGGAUCCUUACACGAUAAAGCGAUACAGCGAGAAAGUCAUGGCCGACAACUUCCGGUUCGGCUCCGAUAAGAAUGUCAUUGUCGCACUGCCGAACGAGGUCAACAUGGUGCAGAAGACGACCUUCAAGAAGCCGACUCGGGAGAGUAUCGCUGGGCCAGUGACUCCGGCAAGGAGGAGCGCUGCCAGCCGGUUGAGCCGGAAUGAAAUCGUGAACUCUCCGUAUUAA
Rasamsonia emersonii CBS 393.64 is the source of this 2385-nucleotide messenger RNA. RefSeq lists its product as uncharacterized. The transcript has 3 exons. Gene Ontology annotation, cellular component: cytoplasm; nucleus. NCBI's taxonomy places the organism in Eukaryota, Fungi, Ascomycota, Eurotiomycetes, Eurotiales, Trichocomaceae. The record is from RefSeq and is a predicted model, not a curated record. Bases 1 to 2385 code for a protein of 794 amino acids.